AUGAUGCCACUCAACGAUUUCAAGAAUCCUGAACUUGUUCCAAUCUCCAAUGUUAUUGGUAUGGCAUCUCAGCGACCCCUUAGUACAUUUCCUGAAAUGUGGUAUCAAACUUUUUUAUGGGCAUUAUUCUCAUCUGCUAUUGUCCAUACUGUAGCGGCGAUAAUUGCUUUCGCUACACUCCAUAAACAUAAUUUUGGAAAGUUUUUUCCAUUGUUCAUUUUAUUGGUUGGAAUAUUUGCUCCACUUAGUUCAGGCAUAGUUAGCAGUGCUACCAUAGCGUUUGUCUAUAGAGCAUCUAGUAUUCAAAUGCAACCAUUGUAUGCAAUGUUUUGGGGAGUUGGACAGACACUACUCUCAGCAGCUGUAGGUUUUACAAGAAUAUUAGCUACAUUAUAG
This is a messenger RNA of Macrosiphum euphorbiae (potato aphid), 396 nucleotides long. The record is from the annotation of a GenBank genome assembly. Lineage: Eukaryota; Metazoa; Arthropoda; Insecta; Hemiptera; Aphididae.